Pseudomyrmex gracilis is the source of this 3406-nucleotide messenger RNA. It is a transcript of the gene GLS, whose product is annotated as glutaminase kidney isoform, mitochondrial. Gene Ontology annotation, biological process: L-glutamine catabolic process. The record is from RefSeq and is a predicted model, not a curated record. Gene Ontology annotation, molecular function: protein binding; glutaminase activity. Bases 457 to 2343 code for a protein of 628 amino acids. The transcript has 11 exons. NCBI's taxonomy places the organism in Eukaryota, Metazoa, Arthropoda, Insecta, Hymenoptera, Formicidae.
AGCUGACUACUGUCCCCUUCUUCUUUCCUCCAAUGGAGCUGCUGUUUCCUAGCUCUAAUUGACUCUAAUAUACCAAACAAUUAUUUGCCAAUGGUCUGUAUUUGUUACAAUUGUUCGUUAUUGAAUGCAAAUUGCAUGUUGCUUUCAGAAUGUCAUCUGUUACAAUCUGACGUAAAAAGAGGAUACUAUUUUAAACCUUUUUUCUCAUCAUCGUGGGGGGCGAAAAAGAGGGGAUUUGUUUUUUUAUCGGAUGAUAUAAAAACUUCAGCAUUCUUGCAAUCUGCUGUCGCGAUUGUGUAGCCAGCAGACUAAUCUUCAAAGUUUCUAGAACACUUUACAUUUAUAAGUUUUCGAAAUUGUGCGUGUGUGUGUGUGUGCGUGUGUGCAUUGUGAUAUGAAUUAUUGAAAUAUCAAAAAUAUUAUUAAUAAAAUACAGUCAAAUAUACGACAAUCACUAUGCCUUAUAUCGAGGCGGUCGAUUGCGAGUCCGAAGCGAACUCGGAUUCUAAUCUACAGUUGACCGAACUUUCGGAAGAUUAUGUGAUCAAAUCGAAAAUCGCGUGUUCGAUCUGGUUAGAGAAGAAAAACGAUCGAUCGACCAGAAUGUUGGCUCGCUUUCUUAGCGAAUACAGCUUUAUUCAUGACAGCCACUAUAUGUACACUCGAGAUCAAGAUCAAGCAACAAACGCCGAAGACGUCCUGUUUGAUAUGUUUAAGAAUGAGGAAACUGGUCUUGUAUCAGUGGGCAAGUUUUUAGCUGCUUUAAGAACGACUGGUUUGCGGAAAAACGAUCCUCGACUCCAGGAGCUGUCGGACAAUCUGAAGAAGGAACAUGCGAAGUCUGGCGGUCACGAGGGUAUAUCACACGAAACGCAGAAAUUGAACAGAGAACAAUUCAGGAGAAUCAUAAAUCCUAAUAUUGUUCUGAUCUCGCGAGCAUUUAGACAUCAGUUUAUAAUUCCUGACUGGUUAGGAUUCACGAAACACAUCGAGGAUUUUUACUGGAAAUGUAAAACAAACACAGAAGGCAAAGUCGCGUCGUAUAUACCGCAAUUAGCUAGAAUGAAUCCGGAAUAUUGGGGCGUUUCCGUAUGCACUAUUGACGGACAACGAUUUAAUAUUGGUGAUACCUCGAUGCCGUUCACUCUCCAAAGUUGCAGCAAACCUUUGACCUAUGCGAUAGCUUUGGACAGACUUGGUCAGGAAGUGGUGCAUCAAUAUGUGGGUCAAGAACCGUCCGGAAGAAAUUUCAAUGAACUCAUACUCGAUCACAAUAAGAAACCACACAAUCCAAUGAUAAAUGCUGGCGCGAUAUUGGUAUGUUCGCUGCUGAAAGAGUUAAUUAAGCCGGAAAUGGGUCUGGCGGAAAAAUUUGACUUCACGAUGGAUUACUUCAAGAGAUUAGCGGGUGAAGAGAAUCUUGGUUUCAACAAUGCUGUUUUCCUGUCCGAACGAGAAGCGGCAGAUCGAAAUUACGCUUUAGGAUUUUAUAUGAGAGAGCACGGAUGUUACCCGGAGAAGACGAACUUGCGUGAGGUUAUGGAUUUCUAUUUUCAGUGCUGUUCUAUGGAAGCAAACUGCGAAACAAUGGCGGUAAUGGCAGCCACGCUGGCAAACGGUGGUAUAUGUCCGACUACCGAAGAGAAGGUGUUAAAACCGGAAAGUGUUCGGGACGUAUUGAGUCUUAUGCACAGUUGCGGCAUGUACGACUACAGCGGUCAAUUUGCCUUCAAGGUUGGCAUACCAGCGAAAUCUGGCGUGUCGGGUAGCCUUUUAGUGGUAAUUCCCAACGUCAUGGGUAUUUGCACUUGGUCACCGCCCUUGGACCCACUUGGCAACUCUUGUCGCGGCGUGCAGUUUUGCGAAGAACUUGUUAGCGAAUUUAACUUUCACAGAUAUGAUAAUUUAAAGCACGCGUCGAACAAAAGGGAUCCUAGACGACACAAAUACGAGACGAAAGGUCUCUCAAUCGUCAAUUUGUUGUUCAGCGCUGCCAGUGGUGACGUCACAGCUAUGAGAAGACACCGACUGAGCGGAAUGGAUAUGACUCUGUCCGAUUACGACGGCAGAACCGCUCUGCACUUGGCCGCCAGCGAAGGCCAUUUGGAUUGCGUCGAGUUUCUCAUUGAACAUUGCGGAGUCCCGCAUGAACCUAAGGACAGAUGGGGAAAACGACCAGUCGACGAAGCCGAGACUUUCGGUCACAUGCAGGUGGUGGAAUAUUUAAAUAACUACGCUCUCGCUCAUAAAACCGAACUGGAAAAUAAGCAGAACGAGUGUAUCGAUGACAACGACUCUUGUCGCAAGCAACCGGAAACGGCGGUGCAAUCACCAUUACCGUAAACAAUAAGUGACGACGUCUUUAAGACCGACUUUAGAAUAUCAAGAAUGUAUGUGUGUGCAUGUGUGACGAGAACGAAAAAGAUGCGAAUUUGAUCAAUUUAUCGAUCUGAAGAAGAAGCAAAUAACGUAUCGAAUGUGUAAUAAUUGCAAGACAAAGUCGGAAAAGUAUUAUGAUGUAAUAUUAUUUUUGUAAAAUUAUUUGCAAACUAUUUUGCAUUCGCUGGUUUUUUAUGCCAAUUUUAUAUGAGAUUUUAAGUUAAAAAAAGACAAUAAUACAAAGCAAUAAUUUUUGUUAAUGUGAUUUUUACGAUAUAUGUGACCUCCAUGUAUUUACACGUGAUGUAUAUUUUCUUGAUAUAUGAGUAGCGCGUGUGUGAGUGUGUUUGAGCACACACUCACAUAUAGCUUAACUGUGAUUAAGAUAUGCAGUAUGUUUUUACACAUGCCAUUUUCUUACCAUAAUUUAAUGCAAAACCGAAGCAACAGCAAAAGCUUGGUUGUUCAAUUUAAUUUUUCGUUCGACAAAAUUGAUGCUUAUUAUUCUCUUUCAACCUUCUUUUAAUUGUAUAAAUAUAGCAAUUUGCUUUAAUGUGUGUAUAUAAUGACGCAUAAAGUACACGAAUAACGAGCCGACCGGAAAAUACAGAUGUUAUCUCGUGAAAAUUCUUCGUAACAAAUCGCAUAUUAAACAUAUCUCUCUUCAAUUCUCUGGAGAUAGUACAGAUAGUAUAUCCGUCUAACAAUUAGCUGUGUAUGUAUAUUAUGCUAAUAAUAAGAACUGUUUCUUCAAACUAGAAACAUUUAUUGUACUUGAGCAAAACACAUCUGUGGAAUGUUAUUUUCAAUAUAAUGUACACACAUAAUGCACAUUGUAUACAUGUUAUCUCACUUAAUGUUUGAAACAACUUUGUAUUUAUCUUUCUCAUUUAUUAUUCGUUGUUAGAACAAGUGUAUGCUUUUGAGUCUUUAAUUUUUACUUCUGUGAAAAAUUUCAAACAUUGAUAUGAGAGAUAGAAAAUGCUGUUACAAAAUAUAUCUUUCUAAUAUCCAUGCAUUAUAUUAU